Messenger RNA from Arctia plantaginis, 1971 nucleotides. Lineage: Eukaryota; Metazoa; Arthropoda; Insecta; Lepidoptera; Erebidae. The record is from the annotation of a GenBank genome assembly.
AUGGCCCGAUCAGCCCCAACGGAUGAAUUCCUCGGUGUCAUCAAUGAAGCAGAGCUAACAGUCAAUAAUGAGCGUUAUCUUAUGGGCAUCAUCCCAGGGUCGCUUGGCGGUUCAUCACAGAGGGCACAGAGAGCAAAAGAAAUUGAAACACUUAUACAGAUGAAUGAUAACUAUAAAAUCUUUAUUGAAUACCUCAAAAAAGGCGUCACUUUACCUGGCCGGACCUUUAACAUAUAUGACGAUGAUAUGAGAGAGGCAGCCAUUAAUUUAUUUCAAUUAAUAAGAACCAUAAAUAACGCGGGGUUUGAUACUAGAGAAUUAUUUGAUUUUGAAAAUAUAAAUUCAGAAUUGGUUAGGUAUGCAUUUGACCUUAAUAUGUUGUAUGGUGAAAAGCAUCCUGGAAAAUAUGUGUUUGUGCCACCUUUUAUUACCAGACCAAAUUAUUUUGUGAAUGGAGAAACUAUUUUUAAGGCAGUUAAAAUUAGUAAUCUUUUGAAUUAUAACAUAAACAAUACACAAGAAUCACGAGUUAACCAAUUUUACAAAAUAGAUAACACUGUUAUAAUUAACACCAAUUAUUCCUCUUGGAACCUACUUAGCCAUGGAGGAGAAGAGGUAUUAAAUUAUUUUAGAGAGGACAUAUCUUUAAAUAGCUACUAUUAUGGUGUACAUUUGAUGCAUCCGUAUUGGCUUCCAAACCAAGAUUUAGAUGAAAUUCAUCCACGACACAAUGAGCAUUAUUAUUAUACUCAUCAACAGCUAUUAGCGCGAUUAUUCCUUGAGAAGGAACACAUUAAACAAGGGAAUUCAUCCUUUAAUAAAACAGAUUACAGAGAUUUUAAUCCAUACUUAAUUCACGCUAACGGAUUGCCAUUUCCACUGAGAUCAAACCUCGCAGGAGACUGGAAUGAGGAUAAAGCCAAAAUUAAAUCAAUAGACAUCGCCAUCAGAGAAUGUAUGGCAAGAGGACUGAUAAUUAUGGAAAAUGCAACUACUAUAAACAUGACGGAAGAUAAUUAUGUGGACUUAUUAGUGAAAUUGAUACGUGCAAAUUAUGAUUCAACGAGAACAUCUAAAAUUGUAAGAUCUGUUUUUGGAUAUGGAGGUAAUGGAAACCCGUAUGAUGAAUAUAAUCCAGCUCCAACGCUGCUACAUUAUCCCGAGACAUCGUUAAGAGAUCCAAUCUAUUGGCAUCUGAUGCAAUACAUCCUGAAAUAUUUCACUGAAUACAAAGAGACUUUGAAACCGUAUAAUCUAGCGGACUUCGAAACUGAUGACUUCAUUAUUGUUGACGCUAAUAUUCCAAAAAUAACUACUUAUUUCGAUUACUACCAAUUGAACAUAAAUAGAGCUAUAACUGAACAUAUGAAGCUACCUUUAACUAUUACUGCCCGACAAAAGAGACUUAAACAUUCACAAUUUGCUUUAACCUUUACAGUUGAAUCAAAAGUUAGAGAAAAUGUAAUAGUAAGAUUAUUUUUGGGGCCUCCGUGUAAAGACUGUUGGGAAGAAUAUUCAAAGUUUUAUGAAUUAGACACGUUCGAAUUCUAUGUACAAAAAGGAGUAAAUUUUAUCAAUUGGUCAGCUGAUACCUCUACUAGACUUUCAAAUGAUGAGUAUUUCAAUUUAGAGGGUUCUUCGUCACAGGAAAAUAGAACAAAUAAGUACAAUUUGUUUAAAUUCCCUGAAAACUUAUUGAUACCCAGAGGUUUGGUAAACGGAUUAAACCUUACAUUAUUUAUAAUGAUAACUCCAUCUGGUGAUGCUUUUGAUAGCGAUUUCACUCCCCCAACCAAUUUUUAUGGCGAACUUUACAAUGAACUAGACAUAAAACCUUUGGGUUUUCCUUUUCACAGGCCAUCUGAAAAUCAUAAAGUUACAGCUAACAAUUAUAAGUUUUAUAAAAUUGUCAUUCACCAUAAACAAAAUAAUGUCGCAAGUAAUGGAUACUUUUCAUCUCAUUUGUAUUAA